CAGCCGGCCCCCCUCCUCUGCUUGCAGCUUCUGUUCAGCCGGCCGCUGGAAGUGGGCCACCAUAUUUGGGAACAGCAGCCUAUGCUCAGAAAAGCAAAACAGAGUAUAAACAUUUGAAGACCCAAGGGUCCUCCUGGAGGAUGGACUUUUCUAAGGAUCCUGGAGCAGCAGCUUACAAUGAGAAAUCAGGUACGAUCACCUCACUCUCAGUCUUGUUUCAGAAAGUCUUUGCUCAUGUCUAUUCUCCAUGGAAAAAGGGAAAUACAGAAGGAGACUGUCACCCCUGCAAGUGUUCAGAGACUGAUAAUUUGGGGGAAAACUACAGUUGGAAAAUACCCAUUAAUCACGACGACUUCAAAAUUUUAAAAAAUAAUGAGAGUCGGCUGUGUGAAUUUCUCCGGAAUAAAUUUGGCUGUGUCUCUACCCUGGUCUCUCCAGCCCAGGAAAGUAACAGCAAGUCUUUAGAAAGUCUCAGCAAGUCUCAGCAAGUCUUUAGAAAAAGGCUGACUCCUGGGCUUGAGCUGUCUGUCUGGAAGGGUGACCUCACCAGACAUGUUGUUGAUGUCGUGGUGAAUGCAGCCAAUGAAGACCUUAGCCAUGGGGGAGGCCUGGCCAAGGCCCUGGUGAAAGCUGGCGGCGAAGAAAUCCAAGAGGAGAGUACAAGAUUUGUUUCUAGACAUGGUAAAGUACCAACUGGUUCAAUAGCUAUCACAGGAGCAGGGAGGCUUCCCUGCAAAUACAUUAUCCAUGCCGUUGGGCCUCGGUGGUCAGAGAUGAAUAGAAAGAUAUGUAUGGCUAAUCUGGAACUGGCCAUUUUAAAUAUUCUGGAAUCUGUCAUCUUCAGCACACUGUGCCCCGAGACAGUAGCAAUUCCAGCCCUGAGCUCUGGGAUUUUCCAGUUCCCUCUGGAUUUGUGUACAAAGAUCAUUGUGGAUACUAUCAGGUUUUAUUUCCAAAGGAAUCAAAUAAUCAGUAAUUUGAAAGAAAUUCACCUGGUAAGCAAUGAAGACCCUACUGUUGCUGCCUUUAAAAGUGCUGCAGAAGUCAUUCUAGGGAGCAGUGAGCUGGGGUCUGGGGUGAGUCAAGGAGCCAUCCUUCACAAUACGAUGGUUUUGAACAACAUGACUCUCCAGAUUGUCCAAGGCCACAUCGAACAGCAGAAGACGGAUGUAAUUGUUAAUUCUGUAAAUCCAAGUCAUGGUCUUAGAUGUGGUCUUGUGUCAAAAUCAAUUCUACAAGAAGCAGGAGAUGACAUGGAAAAGGAAUUUCUCCUAAAAAGCCAUCCGAUAUCUCAGGAUUCCCAGUUGGUACUGGUCACAAAAGGAUAUAAACUGCUCUGUCAGUAUGUUUUCCAUGUGUUGUGGCCUUCAGGCUGUUCUACACCAGAUCUGAGAUUGAGAUAUGCAGUGGCGAAAUGUUUGGAAAAAUGCCUUGAGCUAAAUGUGACUUCCAUUUCUUUUCCUGCCCUUGGGACUGGAUACAUUAGUAUUGAGAAGAAUAAAGCAGCAGAGAUUAUGUUUAAUGAAGCUUUAGUGUUUGCCAACUUCCAUUUUAGUAAACAACUAACUAUAAAGUUUGUGAUCUUUCCUACAGAAAUGGAGACAUAUAAGGCUUUCAUCACUGCAAUGGAAAAGAGUAAGUCCAAGCUGCAGCCCCCCAAUAAUUACAGUGUCCUCCAGGGCAUCAGAGAGAACCAAGAAAAUGGGCUAAAAGCUAAACCUCCUGCCAUCAAUCUGAUGGGAUCUAACCAGGAAAAGAUGAGUGAAGCCCUAGAGUGGAUACAAAGGAUAAUGACCCACCAGGACCAGCACAUCAUUGAGAAUAAUCAUAUCCUCUACCUUGGGAAAAAGGAACAUGACAUUUUGUCUUGGCUUCAGGAAACCUCAAGGGUCUCUAUCUCAGAGGUUAUCAGUCCAGGAAAGGCAGUUUUAGAGAUUAAAGGAGCCAAGGCUGACGUCAUUGAGGUGGUUAUGAACAUUGAAGAAAUGCUGUGUGAAAUUCAAGAAGAAAUGGCGAGAAAAAAGGAACAAGCCCUUUGGAGCUUGUCAGGACAACGGACUACUCAGCAACCAAAACUCCAAGAUGAAAUGAAAGAAAAGAAGUUCCUGAGAUGUCUAAUGCCUUUAACUCAAGAAAUUUAUGAUAAAAAGAAACAGUUUGAAAACUGUGGUUUGCAGGUUAUAAAGGUCGAGAAGAUAGACAACGAGGUUCUCAUGGCUGCCUUCCAAAAGAAGAAGAAAAUGAUGGAAGAGAGAAUGCCUGGGAAACCUGUGAGCCAAAGAUUGUUUCAGCAAGUCCCACAGCAGUUCUGCGAAGUGGUAUGCAGAGUGGGCUUUCAGAGAGUGUACUCAGUGCCUUGCGACCCAAAGUAUGGAGCUGGCAUAUACUUCACCAAGAACCUCAAAAACCUAGCAUACCAGGACAAGAAAACAUCUGCCACAAAUAAGCCGAUCUAUGUGUUUGAGGCUGAAGUACUCACAGGCUCCUACUGUCUGGGUCAUCAGCAAGCUAUUGUACCCCCACCACUGAGUCCUGGAGUCAUAGAUAGACAUGACAGUGUGGUUGACAAUGUCUCCAGGCCUGAAACCUUUGUCAUUUUUAGUAGUGUGCAGGCCAUGCCUCAGUAUUUGUGGACUUGCACCCAAGGUCCUAUAAGGCCACAGGAUUACUCAUCAAACCCAAGGAAUAGGGGGACAUUCUCAAGUGGCAGCCCUGUUGAUUAACCUCCAUAUCAUUUAACAACUGACAUGGCCUUGCUUUGGAGGAACUAAUAAUGACCAUCAAUGACUGAAAGGGUGGUUUGAAUAUGUCAAGUGGAUUGUCUGUAUGGACUGACUGAAUUAUUGAAGGAACCAGCUACAUAACAUACUACUAGCAUCUUAGUCUUUAUCUCCUGGGGCUGGGAUAGAUAGAUACCAACUAAAACACAUUCUGGAUCAUCCCUCUCCUUCAAGGUUUUCUUUCACUUCCUUUACUAUAGAUAACAGCAUAAAUGUUUUAUAUGUAAUGAAGAGGUUUUUCUAGUAUAUGAUCCAAGCCUUUUAUUCUCUAAAAUGAUGAUAGUAUAACAGAAUUAUUACAGCAGGAUUAUUUUAGAUUUUCCAGAUAAUCUUAUA
Molecule: messenger RNA, 3116 nt
Organism: Molossus molossus (Pallas's mastiff bat)
Lineage: Eukaryota; Metazoa; Chordata; Mammalia; Chiroptera; Molossidae
Gene: PARP9
Product: poly(ADP-ribose) polymerase family member 9
Exons: 11
Coding region: 141-2723 (860 amino acids)
Biological process (GO): negative regulation of gene expression; positive regulation of type II interferon-mediated signaling pathway
Cellular component (GO): cytoplasm; nucleus
Molecular function (GO): NAD+ poly-ADP-ribosyltransferase activity; transcription corepressor activity; ubiquitin-like protein ligase binding
Source: RefSeq, a predicted model, not a curated record